This is a messenger RNA of Moneuplotes crassus, 726 nucleotides long. The record is from the annotation of a GenBank genome assembly. Lineage: Eukaryota; Ciliophora; Spirotrichea; Euplotida; Euplotidae.
UUUAACUUAGUAGAAAUGCCAGGAAGACAAAAACAUUCAUUACCUUCCAUCACGCUUUAUGUCUUGCUCAUGCUUAUAGCCAGCGUUGUUGCAGAUGCUGGAUAUCCAAGUCAAAAGGAAAGUAAGACCAGGAGCUAUUCACGUAUACAUCUUAAUUCAAAGAAUGAGUUUUUGGAAACUCAGGAUCACUGGGAUAGUGAAAGUUCAGAAACAGAUAGCUUCUUACACAUUCCAAGAAAAGUUCAGUUACGUACUGUUGAUUCAGAGGAUUUGUCACAAGAAACUGAUGCUUGGGAAUCUGGUAUUGAGGAAGAGACUCAAGAUGAGUUAUACGGAGAAAUCACCCAGGAGGAACCUCCAGUACACAUGCAUGAUUCUUCAGAGUCAUUCAUCAGUAGAUUGCAAGAGGAUUCAAGAUCUGGAAAUCUUUUCGGAAGAAAUGUAUGCAUCAUCAUCCUCUCACUAUUCCUAAUCACAGUAUUUCUGAUAGCUUUCUUAAGAAUAGCUGAUAUGUCUUCUAACUCAAAACAGUCCCUACAUCAAAUCAGGAGGGACAGAAAGAUAGAGAUCGUAACUAUUCUGAACACUAUUAUCACUCAUAAUGUGAUAAAGAGCCUAAAGAAAUCUCCUGGCAAGAACUAUGGAAAGAUCUUUUCUUCCGUCUGUUCCGAUGAUAUCCAAGAUGAGGAAUAAAAUCCAGGAAAAUGGCUUUAAUCCAGAUUUAUU